CUGCGGUCCGAGCGAGGAAGCUGCGGAGGAGGUGAAAUGACGGUCGCGGGGGUGCCCAGGAGCCCUGAAAGCCUUAUGCCCUGGACACGGCAAAAUCUGCAGGUUGCAGAAAGUCUCAACUGAUCUCGGCACCCCGAGGUACCGACUUUUAGAGCUGAAGAUGCAAAAAAGAUCGGGACCCUGCGAUGCACAGAACCUGCCUCUCGAAGUGUGUGCGCCCUGCUGCAUUGAUACUCUUAGCCUUUCCUUCCUCGCGGUGUGCCUGUUUGUCUUCCUGUGUUAAACAAUUUGCUACAGGAUCACACAAUUUUAACUAGAAGACUGAGAUGUGAACCUGGGUGGUCUGAUGUGAACACCACUGUCUGAUGGCUGGAAUGAAAGAUAAGGACACAUAUUAUACUGAAUAUAGAAGCAAGAAUCCAUUGAGAUAAAAAGACGAUAAAGGAAAAUAAACUAGUUAUCUUCUGAGGAGCAGGUACAGUUAAAAACGAAAUUAGAACAAAGAAAGUUGUAUAGCAGCACCUUGAAAGGGAGAUGAUUCACUUCAAAGUUCCACUUGACCUGAAUUUGACAUCUUUAAGAGACAACUAAAUCAAGAUCAUGUCUGUGACAUGUAUUGCAUAUGCUAGUUAGCUGCAUCUGAUAGCAGUCUGUAAAAAGAAAGAUGAUGACAUGUUUAUUUUAGACAUUAGGUAAUGUUCAUCUUUCAUGAAAAAAUUGAUUAGCCAAUUUUCGUAAUCAAAACAUAAAUGGGAGUAAAAAAGGCAGUCAUUGGGAAGUACUGCUGUAUGGACUUGUGAAACAACUAGUUGUCCAGAGCCUUGGGGCGGUUACACUACAAGACGAAGAAGGGAAAACGUUUUCCAACUCAUCCCUCAGGUCCUACUGUAACAUAACUUUCUUGAGGUAAGUACCCUUCUUUGUGUUUCCUUAACACUCUCUAUUUUCCCCAUCACAUACACUAAAAAGAUUAUCUUUGGUGCAUCUGUAUUUACACAGCAGUGAUAAAUUUGGGCUGCCCUCUGCCCCGCCUCCGUCCCCCAGGCUCUUUUCACUCCCCGCUGGGUCCCAGAUCCUAGGGUUUAGUUCAGGCCCCGCCCUACUCCCUGGUGGGCUGUUGGGUGGGAGGCUCGUUUCUUCCCUCCCUAUUGGUCGUCCCGGGGGAGGCGCGUUUCCCAUCUCCUGAUAGGUCGCGCCGCGGAGAGUCUCUCGAGUUUGCGGCGCAGUGGUCAUUUCCGCGGUAAGAUGGCUGCAGUCCGUAUGCUGAGAACCUGGAGCAGGAAUGCGGGGAAGCUGAUUUGUGUUCGCUAUUUUCAAACAUGUGGUAAUGUUCAUGUUUUGAAGCCAAAUUAUGUGUGUUUCUUUGGUUAUCCUUCAUUCAAGUAUAGUCAUCCACAUCACUUCCUGAAAACAACUGCUGCUCUCCAUGGACAGGUUGUGCAGUUCAAGCUCUCAGACAUUGGAGAAGGGAUUAGAGAAGUAACUGUUAAAGAAUGGUAUGUAAAAGAAGGAGAUACAGUGUCUCAGUUUGAUAGCAUCUGUGAAGUUCAAAGUGAUAAAGCUUCUGUUACCAUCACUAGUCGUUAUGAUGGAGUCAUUAAAAAACUCUAUUAUAAUCUAGACGAUAUUGCCUAUGUGGGGAAGCCAUUAGUAGACAUAGAAACAGAAGCUUUAAAAGAUUCAGAAGAAGAUGUUGUUGAAACUCCUGCAGUGUCCCAUGAUGAACAUACACACCAAGAGAUAAAGGGCCGAAAAACACUGGCAACUCCUGCAGUUCGCCGUCUGGCAAUGGAAAACAAUAUUAAGCUGAGUGAAGUUGUCGGCUCAGGAAAAGAUGGUAGAAUACUUAAAGAAGAUAUCCUCAACUAUUUGGAGAAGCAGACAGGAGCUAUAUUGCCUCCUUCACCCAAAGUUGAAAUUAUGCCACCUCCACCAAAGCCAAAAGACAUGACUGUUCCUAUACCAGUAUCAAAACCUCCGGUAUUCACAGGCAAAGACAAAACAGAACCCAUAAAAGGCUUUCAAAAAGCAAUGGUCAAGACUAUGUCUGCAGCCCUGAAGAUACCUCAUUUUGGUUAUUGUGAUGAGAUUGACCUUACUGAACUGGUUAAGCUCCGAGAAGAAUUAAAACCCAUUGCAUUUGCUCGUGGAAUUAAACUCUCCUUUAUGCCUUUCUUCUUAAAGGCUGCUUCCUUGGGAUUACUACAGUUUCCUAUCCUUAAUGCUUCUGUGGAUGAAAACUGCCAGAAUAUAACAUAUAAGGCUUCUCAUAACAUUGGGAUAGCAAUGGAUACUGAGCAGGGUUUGAUUGUCCCUAAUGUGAAAAAUGUUCAGAUCUGCUCUAUAUUUGACAUCGCCACUGAACUGAACCGCCUCCAGAAAUUGGGCUCUGUGGGUCAGCUCAGCACCACUGAUCUUACAGGAGGAACAUUUACUCUUUCCAACAUUGGAUCAAUUGGUGGUACCUAUGCCAAACCAGUGAUAAUGCCACCUGAAGUUGCCAUCGGGGCCCUUGGAUCAAUUAAGGCCAUUCCCCGAUUUAACCAGAAAGGAGAAGUAUAUAAGGCACAGAUAAUGAAUGUGAGCUGGUCAGCUGAUCACAGAGUUAUUGAUGGUGCUACAAUGUCACGCUUCUCUAAUUUGUGGAAAUCCUACUUAGAAAACCCAGCUUUUAUGCUACUAGAUCUGAAAUGAAGACCGAUAAGACAUUCUUGAACUUUUUGAGCUUCCAAAGAGUAGGUAAACCCUAGCUGUGUCAGCACAUGUUCAUCUUUACAAUUUGUAUUGUAAAUGAUUUGUAUCAUAUGAUUAAGGAUCUAAGGCACAAUAUUUGUCACUGUUUUAUUAGACUUUUUACUGAAAAUGAAUAAUGGUGUAAUGGUUCUCCUGGGGCUGUCACAUUUUAUAGGUCAGAGUGUGACUUCUUAAUAUGGUGCUGACGUUUUUGUGUCAAUGGCUUGAAACUGGCAAGAUUAACAAAAUUAGGCUGGGCACGGUGGCCCCCACCUGUAAUCCCAGCACUUUGGGAGGCCGAGGUGGGCGGAUCACCUGAGGUUAGAAGUUCAAGACCAGCCUGGCCAACAUGAUGAAACCUGACCUCUACUAAAAAUACAAAAAUUAGCUAGGUGUGGUGGCGGGUACCUGUCUAUAAUCCCAGCUACUCGGGAGGCUGAGGCAGGAGAAUCGCUUGAACCUGGGAAGUGGAGGUUGCAGUGAGCUGAGAUCGUGCCAUUACGCUUCAGCCUGGGUGACAGAGCAAGACUCCAUCUCAAAAACAAAAAAACAAAAUUCAUGUUACUAAAAGACCGGUAGCCAUAUACAGACAGUAUAUGCCCUAUUUUUUUUAACUGACUCUUAAUGAAACUUUUUAAUUAUACUUAAUUAAGAAAUGGAAUUUAUAUACAAAAAUAUUUUCCAUUUCCCUGUUAUCAUGCUAAUUGUUGUAUAAAAUAAGUGCAAUUAUGCUUCUCUUUUGAGAUAUCCAAGAGUAUAUUCUUGCUCUGUACAGAGAAUAUCAUCCGAUGUCUUAUUUAUAUUAAUUAAUGUCUUUGAAAAGGGAAAAGUAUAAACUAGCCUUAAAAAUGUCCAAUUAUAGUUUUAUAACCAGUCUAUUAAAGGUGUUUGUUUAAAAUGGA
Molecule: messenger RNA, 3635 nt
Organism: Nomascus leucogenys (northern white-cheeked gibbon)
Lineage: Eukaryota; Metazoa; Chordata; Mammalia; Primates; Hylobatidae
Gene: DBT
Product: dihydrolipoamide branched chain transacylase E2
Exons: 15
Coding region: 1246-2694 (482 amino acids)
Cellular component (GO): cytoplasm; mitochondrion
Molecular function (GO): lipoic acid binding; acetyltransferase activity
Source: RefSeq, a predicted model, not a curated record